AUGGCUGAUGACCCUGAAGCUCUGGCCGCGAAGGUCGCCCAUUUGCAGACCAUGGUCAAUCGAGCUAAGAAUAGAGAGGUCCCGGAAGCCGAUACUUCCUACGCAUAUCAGCAGAGCCAUCCAUAUCCCUCCAGAGGCUCUAGAGGAGGAUCCGGACGCUCCAGAGGUACAUACCGAGGCAGAGGUGGUGGUAGAUCUCCUGUGUAUCGAAACAACAGUCUUGUCCUAAAUGGAGCUGCAACACCCCAAGCUACCGCGAAUGAAAAUACGCCUCCAGCUACCACCGGAGCCAAGAAAGAGUGGACAACCAAGCCUACGAGACAGAGCCUCCAACUUAUCAAGGGCGAUGUCUUCGAGAAAGUUCACGCACAGUCAAGAGAGCAAUCAAGAAAGCAAAAAUUGAAGGUCAAGGAGCAACGAGAGCAAGCUAGGAUCGAAAAAGAGCUACAAAUCUUGGAUUCUCGUAGCAUAAUGAUUCAGGAUAUUCGAUUCCAGGUUAUGAGUAGAGGCAAGAAGCUUUACAGACUUCCAGGUGGCGAUAUUAAAAAGGCUACCCCCAAGCUGGCAAUUGUUGCGGGUGUCAAAUUCCUUAGGAGCAAGAACGGUCAUUUGUAUCGCGACUCUUCUCUUAGGCUUUUCCGGAUCGACAAACAAAAGGCUAUCGCGAAGCCAUGCCGCCAGUUCAGCAUUACGGGUUCAUGCUCAAAAGGCCCAGACUGUCCGUUUAUCCAUGACCCCUUAAAGGUGGCAGUGUGUCACACGUUCGUUAAGACAGGAGAAUGUCCAAGUGGAGAUUCCUGUGAUCUUUCACAUGAACUGACCCCACAGAGAAUGCCUGCUUGCAUGCAUUUCUUACGAGGAAACUGCAACAAAGCAAACUGUCGUUAUUCACAUGUGCGAGUCUCACCAACUGCACUUGUCUGCAAACCAUUCGGCAACUAUGGCUACUGCGAGAAAGGUUUGAGCUGCAGUGAACGCCAUGUCAACGAGUGCCCUGCCUUCAGCAACACAGGUACAUGCCCAGUCACCGGAUGCCAGCGACCUCACAGACACAAGGCGAGCAACAUGCGAGCCAAAAAUGCACGUGCCGAGGAACCCUGCCAGGCCGACGAAGAUCACAUCUCAAGUGAUGAGGACGCUGAUUCUGACGUUGACUCUGACGAAGUUGAAGAGUUCUUUGGUGAUGAAGAUGGAGUGGUUGAUCAGGAUAUCCCAAAUCAGCAGGAUUACGUUACGAUCAGAACUUAG
This is a messenger RNA of Drepanopeziza brunnea f. sp. 'multigermtubi' MB_m1, 1248 nucleotides long. RefSeq lists its product as uncharacterized. NCBI's taxonomy places the organism in Eukaryota, Fungi, Ascomycota, Leotiomycetes, Helotiales, Drepanopezizaceae. Gene Ontology annotation, molecular function: metal ion binding. Gene Ontology annotation, cellular component: nucleus. The record is from RefSeq and is a predicted model, not a curated record.